Molecule: messenger RNA, 4569 nt
Organism: Rhagoletis pomonella (apple maggot)
Lineage: Eukaryota; Metazoa; Arthropoda; Insecta; Diptera; Tephritidae
Exons: 9
Coding region: 1855-2793 (312 amino acids)
Biological process (GO): regulation of cell differentiation
Cellular component (GO): membrane
Source: RefSeq, a predicted model, not a curated record
ACUCUGCCAGUUGAGUUUCGACCGUAUGAGUACACUGUGGUGCGUUUAAAGUUGCGGCGAAUACGAACUGAACAGAAUCGCGCGUCUGUUUGUCUGUUUGUCUGUCUGUCUGGCCGCCUGCCUGUCUGACUGAAUGUCUAGCUUUGCUGUCGAAAAUUUUCGUCUUUUGCCUCUCGCCUCUGACUAAAUAGGUGACGCGGUAGUUUGCGUGGCAACUUGAAAUUUGUACGUGAGUGGAAAAUUUCUAACAACAAACAUAUUUGUACCAACAUCGUAGUCGGUAAGGAACAACAGCGAUAACAGCAGUAGUAAUAAAAACAAAUAACUUAAACUACCAAACACAAACAUUUGAAAUCGAAAUCGUGAAAAAUAUCAAAAUCAAAUGACUCAUGCAAAAUAAUUGCCGAAAAACUGAAACAAAAAAAGCAAAGAAUAUUUUUGUAAUUAAACAGUUUUCUAUUGACUCGCACGUCCACCAUUUUUGUACAUAGCCGUCAAAUCAGCGCCCGUUUACCUGCCUCCACACUGAAUAAUCGAGAGACCGAGCCCAACCAAAAUAUUGCCACUAAACAGUUUUUACCAGCAGCAACUACGACGCUAUUGUCUGUUGGUGGAGGUUAAAUUCCUUUUUCUACAUCACCCCCAUCAGUCAACUAUUAACUACUUAGCUCUAUGCUCAGCAGUAAAAACAAAUCUACAUUGCAAUUGCUGUAAUAAUCGUUACGAAGCGCUACUGUCUACGACGACGACGACGACGACGACGACGACGACGACGACUACUACUACAAUAACCCCAACAACAGCGAGGACGAUGGGAAAAGCCCUUAAUCGACGACGUACAGUGGUUUGAGCAUACAAAUAGCGAUAACAUAGUGCAAUAACAACAAGCAAAGUUUAGACGAACGAAAGCACAUACGACUACAGUUGGCAGAAAAGGCGUCACCGUACUUGCCACACUCAACGCGAGGCAGUCGCAGUGACAAGAACACAGCAACGCCAAAAAAAAUCAGCAUUUAUAUAGCAGCAACAUUUGAAGCAGAGUUAGAGAGUCAGCAGUACCACUGUCAGUGAAAGUUAGUACCAACCACUAGCCAGCAGCAACUAAAAAAACACACACACAAGAAUACAACCUUAGGCUGGUGAAGGCAAAAAAGCUCUAUCAUAGACCACUGAUAAGAAGAACGAACGGCCAGUGGGACAAGCGCACAGUCAGUAGCAUAAACAGAUCACAGAAGCGCCUAGAAACUUUAAAGGUAGAUCUCCAAGAAUCACUUCACUGUCAGCGAGUUCACCUGCUCGAACUUAGUAAAAGGAAAAAACUUAAACAAGAAAACAUAAAACAGUGGACCAUUUGCUUAUCAACAAACCGUAAUUUCUUCUACUCUGCACCCUUUAUUUCCGUUUUAGUGCGUUUGACGCCUUCACUUUGCUGAUAAACGAGCAUUUAAUUAUCAGCCUCUGUUAUCAACGCGUUUGUGCUCAUCUCCGGAUUUCCGUUUCCGCGUUAGUAGAAAAAGGAAUACAUAUAAGAAAAAAGUGUUGUUCAUUGGAAAACCGCAAUUUUUUUUUUAAAGCAACCACUUGCCUGCGAACAGUUUAUCGUCGUCUAUGGCAUUAUUGCUGUCGAUGCUGUGCUUAUCAAAGCAGUGACAUCAUUUUUACAAAAUAAACAAUAAAACAACAUACCUAAAAUUUUACGCAAACCAACAAUUAUCAGCAAUAAAAUAAAAAUGUGCAAUUUUCGGAGCUGAAGAUCUUUUAAAGUGAGCGAUAACAGUUUUUUUUUUCGUUAAAAGAGCGACUAGCAACAAUAAUAAAGGAAACGCCUGAAAAUAGACAUUAAAGCUGCCAAAGAUGUUCUCCAUGUGUUCCAAAGUGAAGCCACGAAACUCAACAGUGAAUACACAACAACCAACGGGUACUGUUGGGAAACAGAUCAAAGGAGGCUACUUGUUGCGAUACAAAAAGCAAUUGCUGUGGAACCGCUGGGUCGAGGAAUGGGUAGUGCUGUACGAUGACUCGACAAUGGCUUGGUUUACGGAACCUGGGAGAUCAUCGCCAGCUGGUAAAAUCCUAGUCAAAGAAGCGCCCGAGAUGUUGGCCAUUGCACAUUGGACUGGGCAAAUACCACGACGCCCACCACUGCCCGAAGGUUGCAGUGUAUCACAGUUGAUUGCAUUGGGUUCGAGGAGAAAACGUUCCAAAGUCUAUUGGAUGUUGGCCAAAUCUGAACAGGAAGUCAGUGAAUGGGUUGACGCCAUAACUAAGACGCUGCCUCCGCCACCCCAAAUAGAGCUCGUAGUUGACAAGCCGCAUCUUAUGAAUGUCUUACGCCGGCCUUUAGUGCGCAUACGACCGGCCACAACGUCCGAGGUUAAACAACGCAAAACUUCGGCACAUAGAAGUAGCAGCGCCCAUCCAGCUUUGGCCCACCAUCGCACUUUCUACGUUCAAAAUCCGCUGGUGAAGAGUGAUGCCGCUGUAGCCAUUUUGAGCAAAAAGCCGGACUCGAAGCCAGCAUUGGCAUGCGCACUGCCUUGGGGACACGGUUGGGGCUGGGCCACUUUGCCGAAUGGAGUGUGGAGCGGCGGUCUGACUUGGUCGCAGUGUGAGGAUACUUUUACCUUACAUGCACUGCCCACCACGCACUGCACCAAUCUCGUGGACACGUCAUGUAGUGGGGCCGUCUACCACACUGAUAUCGGUGGCUUUGAUUUCCAUUCGACUGGCGUUGAAGACUUAGGCGGCGAGGACUUUGAUUAUGCCAUGGAUUGCGGAGACUUCAUAUUUUAAAUGCUGCUAACAGAAUCGAGCCCAGUAAUAGCAAUAGAUAUACAUAUGUAUGUAUGUAGCAGGUUCAGGCGAAGCAUCACCAAACAAACGAAAGAAAAAUUAAACACUGGAAGAAUUAUAACCACCCCACCCUAGAAAGCGAGUGCUUUAAACACUCAAACGCUUAUAAGUUAAAUAAAUUUAGAUUUUCGUAAGGCUCAAGAAACGUAAGAACAUAAUUAAAAUGGACUCACCUUCCACUUUGAAGGAUUUUCACACUUUCGCUGCACCCGAGUCAUAAGAUCGAGCCAAGCUGUAAAUGAAAAACAACAACAACAAAAAAAAACAAAAACGAAACACAAAAACCAUAUAGAAUUAUUGAAUUAAAUGUUAACUAAAUUACGGGUAAAUACGAGAACGAAUUUCAGUUGAGUUCUCAACUGCGUGACAAUUUAGAUUUUUUGCAUUUUAUAGACGUGUUCGUUAAAGCGAAACGACCUGCGGCGAGUAUAAUGCGGCGAACUGUAUAACUUACUAGCCCAAAUACAAAUAUGAGUAUUCCAAUGGAUUUCAAAUGAUGCCAAAUUUUUGUAAGACGCCACAAAAAAUGUGUAGCAGGGACAAAAGAGACGAUGCGUGCCACGUUUAGGCGCCGAUUGCACCUAAGGGCCGUGAAGUUGGGAAUUAGUUUUAAAUACUUACUUACAUAAAUGUGUAUAUUUGUAGGCAUGUUUACACACAACGUCGUCAUAGUUGUAGUUGAAAUUUAACCAAUCAUAGCGCAUACUAAAGAUUACAAAAAAAAUAAAUAAAAAAUGAAAAUACGUGAAAGUUACAACACUGAAAACCCAAAAGUUGUUGCGAAUUAGGUAAAGGAUAGCAAUUUGUGCAGACAGAAAGUGUUUAUUUUCAUGUGAAUAUGUAUGUAUAUGAGAAACAUAUAUGUAUGUAUGUAGAAGAAGCAAAGAAUUUAGAAACAAUAGUAAACUUUUCAGAAAAAUAUAAAAAAUCCAAAAAAAAAAAAUUAUGUGGUAUUUGUAGGUUACCAAACCAAGAACAACAAAAAAAAAAAACAAAAAUACACAUUGAUCUGCCAAAUAAUUUUGAAAGAUAUAAAAAGUAGGUAUGUAUUGUAAUCAAAUAUAAAGAUGAAAAAAACAUAAACAUAAACAUAAACAAGGAAUCGUUGUACACAAGGAAACGCCACCAAGCAACAAUGCGAAACACACGCAACAUUUAAUUGACAAUGCAAAGUUUUUUGAAAUGCCGAAUUGAUUAUAGAUUUUUUAAAUGAUUUUUCGAUUUUUUACUGUUUUUACGUAUCGAGAGAUAAAAUUAUUACUGAAAAAAAUAAAUAAAAAACAAAAGCAAAAACCAAUUGAAAAAAGUAAGUUUAGUGUAAUUUUAGUAUCAAAAUAGGCAAACCAAGAGCAACAUGCUGGCAAUGUUCUCCGUUAAAUAUUAAAAUCAAUUGUCAAAUUUACUUAGUACAUAGGGUUAAAAAAAUAUGACCAAAGAAGAAAAAUUUGUAUGUAGAAAAAAAAAAGAAACAAUAUGAAAAAAUUAUGAAAAAUUUCAUGCACAUUCAAAUCUAAAAAGUGUAAAGUACAUACUUGCGAAAAAAAUAUGCAUAUGGGGUAACGACUACCGAAAAAUAAAAAUAAAUGUACGUGCAACAGCUAAAAAACCAAAACACAAAAACCAAAACAUGUGUAAGAAUAUAAAUACGGCACAACAACCAUAAAAACAGAGUUUCCGAGCACUCAAAAAGGAAGUGUAUACUUAUACAAAAAAAAA